GUCUUUGUGGUACACGCGGCCUCUCUAGCCGCACUCGACGUCCUCUCGGUGUCAGCGCGGGGCAGGAGGCAGUGUGGAGCGCCGAGUCCGGCCUGUGCAGACAGACAGGGUGCUUUCGGCGACAGUGGCAGCUCUGGUGGACGGCUGACGGCUGCUGACUUACCGAAGAGAUUUCUAGACAAAAUAAAACAGGGGAAACCUCCUAGACUCAAGAAUGAUGGAUCCAUGUUCAGUUGGAGUCCAGCUUCGGACCACACAUGACUGCCAUAAAACCUUCUACACUCGGCACACAGGUUUCAAGACUUUGCAAGAGUUAUCAUCAAAUGAUAUGCUUUUACUUCAGCUUAGGACUGGAAUGACACUUUCUGGCAAUAAUACAAUUUGUUUUCACCAUGUAAAAAUUUAUAUCGACAGAUUUGAGGAGUUACAAAAGUCAUGUUGUGACCCAUUUAACAUACACAAAAAGCUAGCCAAAAAGAAUCUACAUGUAAUUGACUUAGAUGAUGCCACGUUUCUGAGUGCAAAGUUUGGAAGACAGCUGGUACCUGGUUGGAAGCUUUGCCCAAAAUGUACCCAGAUCAUCAAUGGAAGUGUGGAUGUUGAUUCCGAUGACCGCCAGAGACGGAAACCCGAGACAGAUGGAAGAACUGCUAAAGCUCUGAGGUCACUGCAGUUCACAAACCCGGGAAAGCAAACAGAAUUUGCUCCAGAAGGUGGUAAAAGGGAGAAAAGGAAGCUCACCAAGAACUCGAGCGCUGGCUCUGACAGACAAAUUAUUCCAGCGAAGAGUAAAGUCUACGACAGCCAGGGUCUGCUCAUUUUCAGUGGCAUGGACCUCUGUGACUGCCUUGAUGAGGACUGCCUGGGAUGCUUCUACGCCUGUCCCACCUGUGGCUCUACCAAAUGUGGGGCUGAAUGCCGCUGCGACCGCAAGUGGCUGUAUGAGCAAAUAGAAAUUGAAGGAGGAGAAAUAAUCCAUAAUAAACAUGCUGGGUAAUUUAUAGUAUCAAACUAUGGGGAUUUUAAACCUCUCUCUUUUCUGAAAUUCUAUCGCUUUGAAAUUCAGUUAUAGCCUAAUUGUUGAAAAGUAAAUCUGAAGCGCUUCAGUAUGAACUUGGUUUCAUUUCGGUGCUUCACGGUAGAUGUUAAUUUAGAUGGGUUGUUCUCCAGGGCCAGCUUUAAGGUUGUCUUGGUCAGUCUAACAAGUGUAGGUAGCUUGCACCUUGUAGGGUUCCCAUAGGCACAGAUUUCAGUAGUGGUGAUUUAGUUGAGUCCCACCCAUCUCCUAGCAGCCUCAAGCAGAUUUGGGUUUACCUCAGGGUAUUGUUAGCUGCAUGGAGUUAUAACUCCUGCAGAAGUCAGGGUGUGCUUAGCCACCGCGCUCCGUGCUCUGUGCCAAUCGCGAGCUGCUUUUCCGCUCUGCCAGUUGUUGCUGUCUGUACACCUGUUAUUUAAUUCACUUACAGCAAAGCAUAUGGUCUGUUAUCUCCCUGUCACCCAUAUGAUAUUUUACAAAAGUGAUCACCCAAAUAACUGACCAGCAAAGAAGUGAGCCUUGACCAUUCUGGAAGUAAAUUUGGAUCAGUCGUAAAUGGAAUUGUAGACAACGGAAGUAUUGAUACAGUUCUGGAGACAGACAUGCGUCAGAGGAACCUGGUGGUGGAAACUUGCCCAUCUUGCUGAGGAAAAUGGCUGUGACGAGCAGGAAGAUUGAUUGUCCCAGGAAAAAUGAUGGUGAAAACUUCACAUUCAAGGUUAUUUAUUGUAAAUAGAUAUUUCACAAUAUUGGAAUGGUCAGAAAGGUUCCUAUUUAUUGUUAUUAACAAAACAGGCUAACACUAUUCAGACUAAUUAGGGGCAGUAAAACAAAACUCCAUUUCUUAAUAAACAAACUUUAAUUUUCUUAUCCUUUUAUAGCUGCAAGCCUUUGAUACUUUGGAUAUUUAAAGGUCGUAGCAGUCCUCAUUCUCUGUGAUCACUAGUGUUUCUCUGGUGGUGUGGCCCCUCACUUUGUGCGUAUAGGCCCAGCCCUUAGCUGGGAACAGGGCCUAUACAAAAAAUUGAUACAAAAAUUGAUCUCCAUACAACAGAGUAGUUGAGUGUUAGAUUCUUUUGAAGAUAAUCUAGAUACCUAAGUGCUAAAAUACAGUUCCUUUUCUUCCAACUGAAAAUGAACAUAGAUGCUCACUACACUAACAGCUUUUCACUUUCGAAUCUAUGCAUUCUUGGUGAAAGCUUGUUCCUGGGGAAAAAGUCUUUCCUCUUUUUAUGUGUAAAGCAUAAGUAUAGUACAUAAAUGGCUGCACAUUUGUCAUAGUUGCUGGACGGAGACAAGAAAAGAAAGCAUUUUAUUGUGGGCUUGCUUACAGUUCAGAGGCUUAGUCCAUUAUCAUCAUGGUAGGGAGGGUGGUGGCGUGCAGACAGAUGUUUAGAGCAGUCUGAGACCUUUACACUCUUAUCCACGGGCAGAGAAAAAGAGCCUGGGCCUGACAUGGGCUUUUGAAACCUCCAGUGACACAAUUCCUCCAAGGCCAUGCCUCCUAAUCCUUAGCAAAUAGUGUCACUCCGGUGAUUAAGCAUUCAAAUGUAUGGGCCUAUGGGGCUAUUUUUUUUUUCACAUAAUCACAGCAUUAAGAGCUAUAUACCCAAACAGUCAAGGUUGAGAGUUCUAAAAAUGUCCCUUCAAGAGGUGAUGGGAAAAAAUGGAAAAACUAGAACUUGUGGAAUAGAAAUAAAGUUUCUGGAUAUUGUUAUCUUGGGGAGAAAUCUGUAUGGGUGUUUGUAGGGCAUGGGAAGUGUCUCCAGACUUCAUAACUAAAGCUUUGGAAGGCUCCUGUUACUUAAAAGACAGCCACUAAACCAAGGUUCUGUUGUUCCUGAGUACACUAUCUUAGUUAAACUGUUGGCAUUUAAAAUAUGCGUAGCAUUACAGCUAAAUUUGUGUAGUCACCAUUAGAGCACCAUCUUUGUUCAUUUUGUUAUCUUUAUACUCACUGGUUUUUCUUUGAUAAAAGACCAUUUUCAACUUGGAAUUGAAUGUUCUCUUUGGCCCAGGUAUCAGAAGCUAAUUAGGUCUUGGAUCUGAAUUUCAGCUGAGCAGAAAAUUUUUAACUACAUUUUUAAAUUAAAAGGCCAAAUUGUUUAUUUUGAAUUAAGGGAAUAUUUUGUAGGGGUGUAGGUAGACUCCAGUCUUAUCUUAAUCCCUAGGAUCAUUUGGUUUUAGUCAAUUUUUUUUUCUUGUUUCUUUUUUGGCUCCUAAAUGUGAAUUAGGACUCUACAGUACUUUAGAGAGUUUUCUGUGUGUUUGUUUUCCUUGCUAUAUAGCACAGGCUGUCCUUGGAGCUCUGUACUCUCAUUACCUCAGCCUCCUUGGGGUGACAUGCAUGUGUCCCCACACUGCUAAGUCGUAGGCAUUUUGCUUGCAGUGGGAGUGUAUUUCUGAUGAAGAAAAGACUAUAUAUAAAAUGUCUAUAUUUCAGCAUUCCUUUGAAUAGAUCUUUUUAUGAACAGUAGUAACUUUCUUCAAGUGGAAACUUCAUGAACAUUUUGCUGGUCUUUGUCCAUUUGGAAACCCAACAUGAGCACAUUGCAGUGUUUAUAGACAAAUGUAUGUUUGAUCUUGAGUAAACUAAUAAAGACUGUAUUUUAGAAAUGA
This is a messenger RNA of Mesocricetus auratus (golden hamster), 3655 nucleotides long. RefSeq names its product ADP ribosylation factor like GTPase 14 effector protein (gene Arl14ep). Bases 215 to 997 code for a protein of 260 amino acids. Lineage: Eukaryota; Metazoa; Chordata; Mammalia; Rodentia; Cricetidae. The record is from RefSeq and is a predicted model, not a curated record. Gene Ontology annotation, cellular component: intracellular membrane-bounded organelle. The transcript is spliced from 4 exons.